This is a messenger RNA of Lagenorhynchus albirostris (white-beaked dolphin), 5306 nucleotides long. RefSeq names its product MTOR associated protein, eak-7 homolog (gene MEAK7). The transcript is spliced from 12 exons. The record is from RefSeq and is a predicted model, not a curated record. Bases 53 to 1417 code for a protein of 454 amino acids. Gene Ontology annotation, biological process: TOR signaling. NCBI's taxonomy places the organism in Eukaryota, Metazoa, Chordata, Mammalia, Artiodactyla, Delphinidae.
AAGGCCGUCAUCUCUUCCAGAGUUUAGAGACUCCUGCCAGCUACCAGGACAGAUGGGGAAUAGCAAGAGCCUCUCGGGGCAGAGUCUCUCCCCGCGGUUUCUUCCUGCGGAGCAGGCCGAGAUCGACAGAUUGUUUGAUGCUCUGUCGUCGGCGGAACUCCGCUCCAGUACCUCGCCCAGAUCCUUCUCUCUGCAGGCACUGAAGAGCCAUGUGGGGGAAGCUCUUCCCCAAGAGAUGGUCACCAGACUGUUUGAGGGCAUGCGGAGGGUGGACGUGACUGGGAAGACCAAGGGGCCCAGUGAGCGCAUCUCCCAGGAGCAGUUCACAGUGUCCAUGUCCUACCUUUUGAAAGGAAAUGCUGAGGAGAAGAGUCUUGUGAUCCUGAAAAUGAUUUCUGCCACAGAAGGUCCCGUGAAAGCAAGAGAGGUCAAAAAGUUUACAGAGGACCUGGUUGGCUCUGUGGCACAUGUGCUAAACUACAGACAGGAGCUGAGAGGCUGGACUCAGAAGCAAGCCCCAGGCUCCUCGUCCAGGGUGCAGGUGCUGGCUGCUCAGCUGUGCUCCGAGAUGAAGCUUCAAGGCGGAGAGAAGCCUCUGGGGCCUCAGCGGCUGGAAUGUGACCGAACCACAGUUGAGGACUGGGUGUUCCGGGCUCCCCACGUGGCCACGUUUCUGAGCGUGGUCAUCCACCAAGGCUUCCUCCUCCUGGGCUCGUCCGUCGAUCUGGCCACCCUGGUCCCCGAGCGCCAAGUCGACCAGGGACGGGAGUUUGCGAGCGUCCUGGAUGUCCUGUCCGUUAUCUACAUCAACUCCCACCUGCCCAGGGAGCAGAGGCACCACUGGCGCCUGCUGUUCUCAUCCGAGCUCCACGGGCACAGCUUCGCCCAGCUCUGCGGGCGCAUCACACACUGCGGGCCCUGCGUGGUGCUGCUCGAGGACCACGACGGCCAUGUGUUCGGUGGCUUUGCUUCCUGCUCCUGGGAGGUCAAACCUCAGUUUCAAGGGGAUGACAGGUGCUUCCUGUUCUCCAUCUCCCCCAGCAUGGCCGUGUACACCUCCACGGGCUACAAUGACCACUACAUGUACCUGAAUCAAGGGCAGCAGACCAUCCCGAAUGGACUGGGCAUGGGAGGGCAGCACAAUUAUUUUGGCCUGUGGAUCGAUGUCGAUUUCGGGAAAGGACACAGCAAGGCCAAGCCCACAUGUACCACGUACAACAGCCCUCAGCUCUCGGCCCAGGAGGACUUCCGGUUCGAGAAGAUGGAGGUGUGGGCGGUGGGAGAUGCUUCGGUGACACAGCUGGCCAAGAACACCAAGAGCGUUCUGGACGUGGACCCUACGGCCCAGGCCCUGCUGGAAGUCAGUGGGCGGAUUCGCCACAGCGAAGGGCUCCGGGAGGUGCCUGAGGACCAGUGAGGCAGAGCCCCCAGCACGGGCCUUCCUGGAGCUGGAGCACAGCCUGCAGACUGUGUUUUACUUUAAUCCAGAGCGUGCUGGUCACGUCUAGGUGGUCCUGGAGGUGCCUAAUUGAAACAGAGUACAGUUCCUCUGAUGCUAUAUAUCGAUUGGUGGGUGUGUCUCCCCCGAAAUGUGUCCAAUUACCAGCUUGAUUCCUGGACUUCGCUCAUUUUGUACAGAUGAAAUCCAAAGACGAUGCUGAGACGUUUGAGACCGACUGGAAUUAGCAGUGGUUGGGGAUUUGAGUUCUUGCUGUAGGGGAGGGGGAGUCCACUCACUGAGGGUCACUUGGCCUCUGCACAGGCCUCCCAGCUAAAAGCCUCGAUGUCCCAUUUCUACUGGUAAAGGGCAGAAGUGCUCAGAUGGGAAUCUCAACCCUUUGGGGAACAGCUUCCUCUGACAUGGAAUUUUUGUAUUUCGGAAAAAAAAAAAGCACAGGAGUGUACUAACGGGGGUAACAGCUGGAGAUUUUGAAGAUAACGGUGAUAUGGGUCUUCAGUAAGGUUCAGUAUCUGCCUUUCUCAGCUGUUUUUAACACAUUACUGACCAGAGACGUAUUAAUACGUCUUUUGUUACCCAAACAUCAUUGACCAGAGACGUUUCAGUAUUCAUUUACCUAACAAAUCGCCAUCCACAGGCGUUAGUUUCUGCAAAAAUGCCCCGGUCAAUGAUGAGUUAAGUGAGUCUGUGCUAUGAGCAAAUGGGAAAACCAGGAGGUCUACAGAGAAGCAAAGUUGUGGUUCUCUUACUAAUUUAAACGUGGGGCCAUUUGGGGCCCUGAGGCUAAGAUUCCUGUUAAUACACGUAUGGCCUGUCGCAGGAAUUAGUGGUGAGUAACUGGACUGGCCCGGGCUCCUGACCUCCCAGCAUCACCCCCACCCCGUGCUGCUUCCUGAGGGGAUGUUGGGUACUUUGACAGCAUGGACUUGCUUUAAACGAACAGUGAUCCUGAAGUGCUAGCAAAGAUGUUGGUGGGCUGGACCUCAGGCAGAGCUGCCGUGUCCCUUCCAGUCCCUGCAUCCCUCGGAGGCGGCCUGAAGAAUCUCCGGACACUGAGAAUCCCGCUCAGCGGAGCUUUGCCCUUUGCUACCCAUUGCCCUUCUGCAGAUCUGACGAGAUGCUGCCUUGUUAUUGAGUUGCCCCCGAUUAUAAGCCAUAGUAAACCGAGCUGUUUGCAUUUCACAGGCUCUGCAUUUUCCACCGGGAGGCUCGUCACACUCUGCGCUGAGCCGAGCAGAAGGCCUUGCACAUGGGCCUUCGAAGAGAGGUGCUCAGACAGUGACAUGCACGCUCGGUCAUGAUCGAUUUUCCUUAUAAAAAGCCAGUUUUUAACAGCUUCUCAGACUCUGAAUGAAGCAGAUGACCGUCAUCAUGUGGGCGGGCCUCAUCCAAUCAGCUGAAGGCUAGAAGACUGAGGUCCCCGAGAAGAAAGGAAUCCAGACCCGAGCCCUGCCGUACCAACUCCUUCCUGAGUCUCCAGCCUGUUGGCCAGCACUGGAAAUGUCGGACUCCCUGGCCCCGACAGUCACGUCCUUCACUGUUUGUCCCAGGGCCUGGCGGGACACAGUGGUAGAUGGACGCAAGGCUGAGCCCAAGCUCCCCGCCGGUUUCCCAGGAAUAGCCAGGCCCCCUCCUCCCACUUCUGGUCCCCGUCACCACCGUUUCAGGCAGAGGAGGCCAAGCGACCCGGCGCAGCUUCCGAAGAGAAGCCUGCUGAAGGUGCAGGGCAGUCCCCGGGGUGCCCCACGCGGCAUGUGUGCUUGGGGCCCAGAGAGCUGUGGUCAUUGCAUGUGGCCCUUUCAGCAGGAAGUGCUUGCUGGCCCACUCCUGUCUCCAGGUAAGUGGGUCCCAGUGACACAGGCCCUGUUAAAACCCCCAACGGGGUAAACUCACUCCUAAGCUGGGGCAGCACAUCACAGGCUGAGCCUAGACUGUGGUCCAUCCUGGCGCUGCCCCUGGGCCUCGCCGUCCCUGCUCUGAGCCUCCUGCUGUGGGGCGGGGAGGGGGUGGGCCGGGACGUUGAGACCCCUGUGCCCUCCCUUGACUCCUAGCAGGUACCCCCGUGUUUCCCGCCUUCUCCACUCCCCCCAUCACGUCGCCCCCUCCUACCCAGUGCAGAUGUCCAGGAAAGAGCCCAGUCCUUUGGGGACAGGAAGGCCCCAUGCGGGGACUUCACGCCCCAGAAAGGUCUGCAGCUGCCCCGUGCAUGCGGCGAGGACGGCUGCGGUCCCGGGUGACCCCUCCCACUCACCGAGCGCCCCCAGGUUCUCCGUCUGGAAGACCUUCUGCAGGGGCGGCAGGUAUAUCACCGCUAGCUGCCCCAGGACAGACCCGAGCACAGAGUAGAGGAAUGUGCGGUUCCUGAGGAAGCCGAUCUCGGAUAUCAGCUUGGUCUGCGGAGAAGAAGGUCACAGUUGGGGCACAGGAGCCGCCUAGAGACGAGGGCCGGGAAAGCAUGAGCCGGGGCUCACCUGGGAGCGGCAGGUCAAGGCGUUGAAGAGGUCGAAGAGCACGAAACAGCUCCCUGGCCAUGUCAGCACAGGGGCUGUCUGAACCUGCAGGCCAUGGAAAGGUGACGCAUAGGAAGAGCCCCUACAGUGAGAACAGACAGCCUCUUCAGUGAGUGGUGUUGGGAAAACUGGAAAGCUACAUGGAAAACAAUGAAAUUAGAACACUCCCUAACCGUACACAGAAAUAAACUCCAGAGGGAUGAAAGACCUAAAUGGAAGGCCAGACACUAUAAAACCCCUAGCGGAAAACACAGGCAGAACACUCGGACAUAAAUCAGAGAAAUAUCUUCUUUGAUCCACCUCCUAGAGUAAUGAAAAUAAAAGACGACCCACAGAACGGGAGACAAUAUUUGCAAACGAGGCAACUGACAAGGGCUUAAUCUCCAAAAUAUAUAAACGGCUCAGACAGCUCAAUAUCAACAGAACAACCCAGUCAAAAAAGGGGCAGAAGAUCUAAAUAGACAUUUCUCCAGAGAAGACAUACAGACGGCCAAAAAGUGCAUAAAAAGAUGCUCAACAUCACUAAUUAGAGAAAUGCAAACCCAAACUGUAAGAGAGAACACCCCACACCAGUCAGAAUGGCCAUCAUCUAAAAGCCUACAACAAUAAAUGCUGGAGAGGGUGUGGAGAAAAGGGAACCUUCCUACACUGUUGGUGGGAAUGUAAACUGGUAGAGCCACUGUGGAGAACAGUAGGGAGGUUCCUUAAAAAACGAAAAAUCGAAUUACCCAGACAAAGCUAUAAUUUGAAAAGAUACCUGCACCCCUAUGUUCACAGCAGCACUACUUACAAAAGCCAAAACAUGGACGCAGCCUCAACGUCCAUCAACAGAGGAAUGCAUAAAGAAGAGGUGGUACAUACACACAAUGAAAUAUUACUCAGCCAGAAAAAAGAGUGAAAUAAUGCUCCUUGCAGCAACAUGGAUGGACCUGGAGCUUAUCAUACUAAGUGAAGCCAGCCAGACAAAGACAAAAUAUGUGCUAUCACUUAUACGUGGAAUCUAAAAAAAAUGAUACAAAUGAACUUAUUUACAAAACAGACUCACAGACUUUGAAAACAAACUUAUGGUUACUAAAGGGGAAUCGCUGGCAGGGAAGAUAGAUUGGGAGUUUGGGAUUAAUUUAUACACACUACUGUUACAUGCAAAUAAUCAACAAGGACCUACUGGGUAGCACAGGGAACUCAGUAUUCUGUAAUAACCUAUAAGGAAAAAGAUUCUGAAAAAGAAUGGGUACAUAUAUAUGUAUACCUGAAUCACCUUGCUGUACACCUGAAACUAACACAACAUUGUAAAUCAACUCUACCCCCAUAUAAAAUAAAAAUUAAAUAAAAAAUAA